AUGGCUAUUGGGUCAUAUAAACUUGUUAUCAACAUUAAUCAUCUGCGAAAUGAUCCUGCCAAUUGGAUAAAAAAUCAAGAAACGAUAGAUUAUUUAUCAAUCAAUGGAUUUAACCAAAAUUUAGAGAACAAUAAUUUCCAAAAGUCAAAAAGAAUUUACACUCAAAUAAUUGGUGGGGUAAGACGUACUCGUUUUCGAUAUAUGUCAAAAAAAAGUAAAGGAUCAAUAUUUUGUGCUCCCUGCUAUUUAUUUGGUGGCACUACAUCGUUUGCCACAGUUGGUUUUUCAGAUUGGAAAAAAGGAGAAGAAAAAAUCAAGCGUCAUGAAAAUUUACAACACCACAAAUUGUGUGUAAUGAAUAUGAAAGAAAGAAAAGAAGUAUUAAAUCGAGUUGAUCAAAAGCUAAAGUAUCAAGUAGAAACAGAAAUAAAUUAUUGGAAAAAUGUAUUGACAAGAGUUGUAGCUGUUGUGAAAUCCCUUUCUUCUCGUGGAAUGUCUUUUAGAGGUGAUGAUGACCGUUUUGGAUCUGUUCAUAAUGGGAACUUUAUGAUGAGCUUAGAGCUUAUUGCUCAGUUUGAUCCUUUUUUAGCACAACACAUUGAGAAGUUUGGAAAUAAAGGAAAAGGUUCAACAUCAUACCUAUCAUUUAAUAUAUAUGAGCAGUUCAUAAGUAUAAUGGCAGAUAAUGUUAUUCAACAAAUGGUGAAAGAAAUAAAGGAAGCUAAAUACUUUUCCAUCAGUAUUGAUUCUACUCCUGACAUUAGCCAUGUAGAUCAACUGUCAUUCAUUUUUCGGUAUGUUCAAAAGAAUGGCUGUCCGGUAGAAAGAUUUUUAGGGUUUUUACCUAAUUCUGGUCAUAAAUCUGAAGAAUUAGCAGAUGCUGUAUUUUUAGUUUUAGAAUCGCAUGGAUUAAAUAUUAAUAAUUGUCGUGGUCAAAGUUACGACAAUGCGUCUAAUAUGUCUGGUAGAUACACAGGACUUCAAGCUCGCAUUAAAAAAGUUAAUCCUUUAGCAACAUUUGUACCAUGCUCGGCACACUCUUUAAAUCUUGUUGGUGAGUGCGCUGUGGACUGUUGUAUUUAUGCUUCUGAAUUUUUUAUUCUGCUUCAAAAUAUUUAUAAAUUUUUCAGUGCCUCUACUUAUAGAUGGGAAAUACUUCAGAAGAAUUUGAUUAAAACAGAAAAUGUAUCUCUUAAAAAACUAUCAGAUACCAGAUGGUCAGCAAGAUCUGAUGCAAAUGAUAAAACAGAAAAAUCUAUUACAAGAUCAGAAGCUAACGGGCUAUAUUUAAAACUGGAUAGUCUUGAAACAGCUAUAAUGGCCACAUUAUGGGGCGAUAUACUAGAGAGAUUCAACAAAACUAGCAAACAAUUGCAGUCAGUUGAGAUUGAUUUAGAAACAGUUGUAAGUUUAUACGAAUCUUUAAUUCGAUAUGUAUUAGAUUUAAGGAAAAGAAGAAAAUUGUGCUAUGAUGAAGCCAAUAAAAAAUUUAACUUUUUAUUUCAAAUAAUAAAACUUUCGCCAUCAGAAGUUUACAAAAAAGCAGAGGUACUUCAAAAUGUAUAUGAAAAUGAUCUUUCGUCUUCAUUUGCUAACGAGUGUAUACAAUUCAGAAGUUAUUUAAUGAGUUUAACUGAAAACUUAAGACCUAAAACUAUAAUAGAUGUUUAUAAAAUGAUCAGAACUGAAAAACUUCAAGAGCUGUUUCCUUAUGUAGAUAUAGCAUUAAGAAUAUAUCUACGCUGCCCAACGUCCAAUUGUUCAGCCGAGAGAUCAUUUUCAGCAUUAAAGAGGGUUAAAUCUUAUUUGAGGUCGCGAAUGACAAGUGAUCGUCUUAAUAGGAGUACUCCUAGAAAUUUUAAUGAUACUUCUCUUUUUAUUUCGCAAUCGUUAAUACAAAGAUUUGAAAGACUUAAUGGAAUUUUGUCUCGUUCAUGA
Molecule: messenger RNA, 1938 nt
Organism: Hydra vulgaris (swiftwater hydra)
Lineage: Eukaryota; Metazoa; Cnidaria; Hydrozoa; Anthoathecata; Hydridae
Source: RefSeq, a predicted model, not a curated record